Cryptomeria japonica (Japanese cedar) is the source of this 4351-nucleotide messenger RNA. RefSeq names its product pumilio homolog 1. The transcript is spliced from 9 exons. NCBI's taxonomy places the organism in Eukaryota, Viridiplantae, Streptophyta, Pinopsida, Cupressales, Cupressaceae. The record is from RefSeq and is a predicted model, not a curated record. Gene Ontology annotation, cellular component: cytoplasm. Gene Ontology annotation, molecular function: mRNA binding. Gene Ontology annotation, biological process: post-transcriptional regulation of gene expression. The coding region runs from base 529 to 3897 and encodes 1122 amino acids.
UAAAGAAAAACAAAAUAGGUGCUAAUAAGCGUGAUAAACAAAUCGGGAGACAAAAACCCUAGGGGCCAAGUGAUCAAAACCUGCAACAGGUGCGCAUGGGGAUCCCGGGCCGUCCGAUUGAAGAUCGAACGGUUCUCGAUGCGCCGAUUUUGGAGCUUAUCUUGGACGCGUGUACCCCCAUACUUUCUUUCUCCGCCUCCCAAAUGCUUAAUGCGACGUAAAUUUUCCGAUAAUACGCUGCAAAUCAGCCUCUGAUUGUGAGUAAAAAUGUUUCUGUGUACGUGUGCGCGGUUUUUGAUGAAAUUGAGAGCGGCGUGAGUGUAGAGAUGUGAGAUUCGGAGGAAUCUGAGGUAGUUUUGGGGACACUGAACGGAGGUUCUAGCUUAUUUCGCCGACAGAUCGGUUCGGAUGAUUUACUGCAAAGUUUAGUUUGUAAACAAGUAAGGAGAUUGUGAGGUGUCCGAUCUCGCUAUAAAUGUACUCAGCUUGUAAUAUGUGGACGGGCAAGUGUAUAGAUUUUGUGAGGUUAUGAUGGUGACAGAGAGUCCUGUAAAGAUGUUUCCCGGUCUUGGAAUGAGAGGAACAUUAGGGGGUAGCAGUAACAAUAGUGGCACAAGUCCGCCGAGUAUGCAAGACAGUGAAGAAUUAGGGAAAGAACUUGGGAUGAUGCUGAGGGAGCAGCGCCGGUAUGAGAUUAGUGAAAGGGAAAGAGAAUUAAACCUGUACAGAAGUGGUAGUGCUCCUCCCACAGUUGACGGCUCUCUGGCUGCCGUUGGGGGUUUUUUCAAUCAUAACUCCGCAAAUGGAUCUACGCUUCCUAGAGCUGCUACUAAUACUAACACUAACACUAAUACUGUUAAUAAAAAUAAUCACAGUCAGGGACUUCUAACGGAAGAAGAGAAGGUGAGGUCUGAUCCUGCGUAUUUAUCUUACUAUUAUUCUCAUGUGAAUCUGAACCCUAGGCUUCCGCCUCCAAUACUGUCCAAAGAGGACUGGCGCUUUGCACAGCGCUUGCAAGCGGGGACGUCCCCGCACGGCGGAAUAGGCGACCGAAGAAAGUUUAGGUCUUUUGACGACGGCAACAGCAAAUCUCUCUUCUCUAUGCAGCCCGUACUUCCCACUCACAGAGAAGAGAACGAAGGAGUAGACAAAUUAAGGGAGGGGAACCUGGGUCGGCAACCUUCUGCAGAGUGGUUUGAGCACGGAACGGAUGGACUGAUUGGUCUGUCAGGGCUAGGAGCUCGGAGGAAAAGUCUAGCAGAUAUGCUUCAGGAAGAUCUUGGAAGAUCUUCUCCAGCACCUAGGCAUCCUUCCAGACCAGCAAGUCGCAAUGCUUAUGAUGAUGGAGUUGAUAACAUUUGUGCUAGUGAGGCACAGGUUGCACAAAUGCAUCAUGAUAUAACAGGUCUUGAAGGCAUGCGAUCUAGCUCACCAAUGCCUGGUCUAGCUAGAGUUCAAAGUCUUGGCACCCAGUCUUCGCAUGCCUUUGCAUCAGCUUUAGGUGCUUCUCUUUCAAGAAGCCAAACUCCAGAUCCUCAGCAUGUAGUAGCAAGGUCUUUGGGUGCUUCUCUUUCAAGAAGCCAAACUCCAGAUCCUCAACACGUUGUGACAAGGUCUCCUAGUCCAAGUCUUAAUGCAAUGGGAGGAAGAUUUGGCAUACCUGAUAGACAAAAUAUUGGUUCCUCCAGUUCAUUUAAUGGGGUUUCUUCAAACUCAAUUGAGUCUGAUGAAAUUGCUGCUGGUUUAUCAAACAUUAGCCUCUCAUCUAAUGGAGUAGUUGAAGACGAGAGACAUGCAAAAUCACAGUUACAGAAAGAUAUUGUAGAGCGCCAAAAUUACCUUUUUCAUCUUCAAAAUGGUCAGAACCAAAAUCACCAGCAUCAACAUCCAGGAAUAUCUCAGCCGGAUUCUGUUCAGACAUCAGUUUUGACACAAACAGCAGAACAGUCAUUUGCUGUCCCCAAUCAAAGCAACAGAGGUUUGAUCGAUUCUAACAUGCCCUCUGCUUCUUCUCAAUAUCAAGGGGAAGGCAUUUACUCCCAACAACAAUCCAUACCUCAUAUGUCCAAUUUAUCAGCAGCUGUGGAGGCAUCAUCUACAGCGGGGGUUUCUAAUGUUGAUGCUGCCAAUGGACAUUAUCAUAAUGCGAAUGUUCCAAAUGUAUGUGCUCCAAAUUAUGGCAUGAGUGGGUAUCCGAUUAAUCCAAUGUUACCAUCCAUAAUGGCUGGAUACAUUGGUCCUGGUAGUCUACCUCCUACAUUUGAGAAUGUUCUUUCUGGUUUGGACUCAAGAAAUGCAGCAGUUAAUCUCUCUGGAGGAAGUUCCAGAGGGGCUGGGGAUAUACAGAAUUUAUACAAAUUAGGUGGGCAAUUGGGAGCUGGACUUCAGAUGCCAGUUGACACACUAUAUCUUCAGUAUUUGCAGAGGUCAGCAGCUGAAUAUGCUGCACAAAUGGCUGCAGGCUUGAGUGAUCCUUCCAUGGCAAGGAAUUACAUGGGUGGCUCCUAUGUUGAUUUAGUUGAAUUACAAAAAGCCUAUUUUGGAGCAUUGUUUUCUCAACAGAAGUCACAAUAUGGCAUGCCCUUUUUAAGCAAAGGUGGCGCUCUCAAUCCAGCUUAUUAUGCUAAUUCAGCCUAUGGCCUUGCUGUGCCAUAUCCAGUUAGUCCAAAUUUGAGUCCUGUGCUUCCAAGUUCUCCAGUGGCACCUGCUAGUCCACCUGUUAGGCAUGGUGAUCGAAGCCACCGAUUUUCUCCUGGUACAAGAAGUGCAACUGGAGGAAUUAUUGGCCCUUGGCAUUCUGAAAAUGGGGGAAGUAUGGAAGAAGCUUAUGGGUCUUCAUUGCUGGAGGAAUUCAAGAAUAGUAAGACCCGAUGUAUUGAACUGUCAGAGAUCUUUGGGCAUGUAGUUGAGUUCAGUUCUGAUCAGUAUGGCAGCCGAUUUAUUCAACAAAAACUGGAAACUGCAUCAGUUGAAGAGAAAAAUAUGGUGUUUCAGGAAAUCUCUCCACAGGCAUUAACUCUUAUGACAGAUGUCUUUGGGAAUUAUGUUAUACAGAAGUUUUUUGAGCAUGGCACACAAAAUCAAAGGAAAGACCUAGCAAAUCAGCUUUCUGGCCAGAUUUUAGCUCUGAGUCUUCAGAUGUAUGGCUGCCGUGUAAUUCAGAAGGCCAUUGAGGUUCUUGAUGAAGAUCAGCAAGGUAAAAUGGUCUUGGAACUGGAUGGGCAUGUCAUGCGCUGUGUUCGUGAUCAGAAUGGGAAUCAUGUUAUUCAGAAGUGCAUUGAAUGCAUUCCUCAGGAUAGAAUUCAGUUCAUUAUUUCAUCGUUUUAUGGGCAAGUUUUGUCUUUGUCCACCCAUCCAUAUGGUUGUCGUGUCAUACAGAGGGUGUUGGAGCAUUGUACAGAUGCAAAGACACAGAGCAUUAUGAUGGAUGAAAUCUUGCAGUCAGUCUGUACACUUGCACAAGACCAGUAUGGAAAUUAUGUUGUACAGCAUGUACUUGAACAUGGCAAACCAAACGAGCGGGGUUCUGUAAUAAAGAAACUAGCAGGACAGAUAGUUCAAAUGAGCCAGCAAAAGUUUGCUUCAAAUGUUGUGGAGAAAUGUUUGGUAUUUGGAGGUCCCAUUGAGCGACAAAUUUUGAUAAGCGAGAUGCUUGGCUCAACAGAUGAAAAUGAGCCUCUGCAGGCAAUGAUGAAAGAUCAGUUUGCAAAUUAUGUUGUACAAAAGGUUCUAGAGACUUGUGAUGAUCAACAGCGGGAAUUAAUCCUUUCUAGGAUCAAGGUGCAUUUGAAUGCAUUAAAAAAAUAUACAUAUGGAAAACAUAUCGUCGCUCGAGUUGAGAAGCUUGUUGCAGCUGGAGAGAGGCGUAUUGGAACUCAACCAUCAUAUUUGUCAUAAAUUCAACAAUAUACAUACAUGGGGAAUUGUACAGAUGAGGAGGUUAAUUAUAAACCUGUUCCAGUCUUUUUAACUGGGCCAUGGUUUUUCUAUAGUACUAUUGUCCUUACAUUGUCUUGACAAUUGAAAACUGGAAGGUACAAGCUAGUGUACAUGCCUACAGUAAAAUAGUUCUGCUUGUACCAUGUUGUACAUUCUGUAGUUUGUAUGAUGACACGAUUCACAUAUUUAAACCACAACAGAGUUGUGUAGAAGGCAUUGUUUCAUUCAAAAAUGAUUGGAGACAGUCCUAAUUGUCUUCUUUCAGGCAAGUUUGUCAUGGAAGAGUGUAUUUGACAUCCUACUGUGAUUGGAUUGAGUAACUCUGUAAAAAGAGGGAUUAGCAAGUUAACUGUAAAAAUGCAAAUUUACUAUAGUAUUUGGGCCACGUGUUGGUUAGAACUUUUCAACUUUA